CAAAGUGCGAAGCUUCUGAUGGGUAUCGUGUUAUACCUGUCAUACGCUCUACAAUUCUACGUGCCCAUGGAAAUGGUUACCAGGCUGCUGGGAACCAGAGGGGAGAACUACCAGAAUGUCAUCCAGAUCAGCAUCAGGACUGGGAUGGUCGCUUUUUCUGUUGCCAUAGGAGCUGCAUUCCCGAGCUUAGAGCUGGUCAUCAGCUUCGUUGGAGCGGUGUUCUUCUCGACACUCGGUCUUCUAAUACCAGCGGUCGUGGACACGGUCUACAACUGGGACAGGGAUCUGGGCUUCAUGAAGUACGUUCUCUGGAAGAACAUCCUCAUCAGCAUCAUCUCCCUCGUAUGCUUAGUCUCUGGUGCCUAUACCUCCAUCCAGGGAAUGUUCGAGGAGUUCGGUGGCGGCGGCCAUCAUGAGACCUUCGAUAAUGCUACUCUGACAUGAUGUUCCUAGUCCAACAAUUUGAGAGUUGUUCCAUAUGGAUCCCUACUGAUUUCCUGAGGGAUUAGUUGUAUUUUUUAUAUUUACUAUUCCCGUAGAUUAGAAGUAGAGUAGAUUAAGUAGUUAUGUGUAAAAUGUUAAAAUGAAUAUUGUUCUCUAGCUAGGCUGUACUUGCCAAUAAAAAAAGUGAUCAAACUGUAGUAGUAAGGUAUUCAGUGGAUCAUAUUAUUAUAGGUGUACUAGCUUUCCGCCCGCGGUUUCGCCCGCGUGGAAUAUUUCGGUUUUUUAUAUAACCUAUGACACUCAGCAAUAAUGUGGCUUUCUAUUGCUGAAAGAAUUUUUAAAAUCGGUUCAGUAGAUCCCGAGAUUAGCCCUUACAAUUUAACAAAUAUACAAACACACAAACUUUACCUCUUUAUAAUAUUAGUAUAGAUUAACAAAUUAUAAUAAUUAGCGGAAUCGAUUUGGGGGUCAGACCGAAACAACUCUAAUUUGAGGUUUGCGAGUUUUAAUUAAUGUACAGUUGUUAGUCUAAGCUACACAAAUGUAUUUAUUUUUAGAUUUUUAAUAAUACUAUUAUUAUUUAAGUUUGUUACCAGUUAUUGACUAAGCUAGGUACUAAUUUUAAUUGACAAUUAAUUUGAGGUUACUAACUUUAAAUCAGUGAUAACUAAUACUUAGUUAAUAGUAUUAUAAGGAUUUGUACAAAAUAGAGGCUGUGAUUCCAUUUCUAAGUACAAAAAUAAAAAUAAAUCAAUCAUAUUUUUAUCACUUGUACAGUUUCAUAAAGACAUUUCCAGUAAAAACAGAAAUACUUAUUUUCAGACCUUAUUAUUUGUUUAUCAAAAUAAUAUAAAUUAAAUUUCUCUUUUUAUUUUCUAUUAAAAAAAAAAAAACAGGUUUAAGAGAAAACUGUGUCAAUAGGUUUAACCACCUUAUUUAGGUCUUAUAUUUUUCAAACCUUAUCAACAUAUUUUUGGGUUUCGUAAAAUAGUAGAUUAAUAAAACUUAUGUUUCAUA
Ostrinia nubilalis (European corn borer) is the source of this 1461-nucleotide messenger RNA. Its product is annotated as proton-coupled amino acid transporter-like protein pathetic. The transcript has 2 exons. Bases 19 to 444 code for a protein of 141 amino acids. Lineage: Eukaryota; Metazoa; Arthropoda; Insecta; Lepidoptera; Crambidae. Gene Ontology annotation, molecular function: L-amino acid transmembrane transporter activity. The record is from RefSeq and is a predicted model, not a curated record. Gene Ontology annotation, biological process: amino acid transmembrane transport.